CGACUACACCACCCCUGUGCAAAGUAUGCUUCCCCAUUGCUUCCCUCCGAGGAACCAGUUGCUGAUCGUCCCAUGCAGAGAGACCCAUACUCAUCCACCACCAAAAUACCAAAUCAAGGUGUACGAGGUAGUGGCAGCGGCUAUUCAAAACCACCUUCACCCCAACGGCGCCUCGCUUUCCAUCCUCUCCUCUACUUCAGUAGCUGGGCUCUCUCAUAUCUGUGUCUUCUUUCCAUUUUACUCUAUUUCCUUUUGCUUCAAUCCUGCAAAGUGUGCCGUCAUCAUCUCACAGUUUAAGGCUGUGUACCCUUUGCUAGUUUGAUAUCGACAUCGAAGACUGGCUUCUUCGAUUUUUUCCUAGUCACAGUACAGCCAACCAAAACAUAUACACAUCCACAUCGUCGACAUGGCUUUCAACGACGAGAAGAAGCGGCCAGCCGCUCUCAACCUGACACCGCAACGAACAAUGUCGGCCGGCUCAGUCUCUUCCAACGAUUCAUCAUCCACAGCUUCAUCACUGGCCAAGCCUCCAAGGACACCACGAUUCGCCGAAGCCACCUCGGUACACUCGCCUGUCGAUGGACGAACACUACCCUUCUCUGAGAAUUACGCGGUUGCUCAUGCUCAGCCUGGAGAUGUUGGCUUUGGUUAUAUCGGGAAUGGAGGAAACAGGGAAUCAGUCGCCAUGCCGAUGACACCAAGGUCGCCCCUCAAGAGUGCGUUGAAGGUUCCAGGAACACCGGGUCGGGGUCUCGCCAAUCCUCUUAGCCCAACAUUUAGGGAAGAGGGGCAGCUGGAGCAAAGGGAAAAGUUGACGGAGAAGGAGCAGGCUAGGGAUUUGAAAGUCAAAACCCGUGUACGCAUGGCCAAGUUCGCUCUCCGCGGUGUCAACUUUAGCUGCAGUCUCAUCGUUCUCGCCAUGCUUUCGUCCUCGUUUUCCAUCUUUAACGCCACUCGCCAUCUUCCGGCUAUGAACGGCCUUCCCGCCUGGGCCAAUAACACCAACCCUUGGCCUCAAUACGUCGUUCUCGCCUGCUCCUGCGUCUCGCUCCUCAUCUGCAUUGGUGUCUUCAUUGGUUACUGCCGUGGUGGUCAUCAGAGGGCGGAGAAGGUUGGCGUGUACUACACGCUUUUCGCUGUGGGCUGGUUCAUCUUCAGCAUGAUCAUGUGGGCGGCGGCUGCCGGUAUCUUCCAAUUCAGCAAGAACAACAGCAAGAACCAAGACAUGUGGGGUUGGGCCUGCGUAACGAACCACCGCGCGGAGCUCUUCAAGGACAAGGUCGACUACUUGCUGGUGUGCCGUCUUCAGAACUGGAGUCUCAUCUGCAUCAUCAUCGAAGUCGUCGUCGAGAUCAUCAGCAUCACGCUUUACAGCAUCGUCUUCUACCGCUACUGGUCCAAGCGCAAGCUGCACAAGUCCAUGAACAUGCGCGACAAGGCCCGCUCCGACCUCUACCUCGCCCAGCUGCGCGUCCAAUCCGCCCCCAACACCCCCGGCUUCGGUCCCAAGUCGCCCGCCUUCUCACAAUACGCCCUCUCUCCCCGCUUCCCGCCCUCGCAGUACCAAUCCUUCGACGACGUCGAGAAGGGCCACGGUGCCGGUCCUGCCCAGCAGCAACAGCAGCCCUUCACCCCCGGCGGCCAGCGCCUCAUCAUCCCCCAGUCCUCCUUCAGCUCGCCCAAGGUCGACACCGGCUUCAAGCUGCAGGCUCCUCCCUCAAAGGCUAACCCCGCCACCCCCGUCACACCCAAGGGCGGGUUCAUGACGCCCUCAUCUUCCAACGCGGUCUCGCCCGUGGAUCCCAUGCCCCAAAUCAACCUGCCCCAGCCUCCCCCGCCGACGGUGCAGAUUACGCAUGCCCCGAUGGUCGAUGGCGAGCAGCAGUAUGAGGCGGUGCCGAUCCCGGGUGCUUAUUCCGGUCAGGCGACGCAUAGGUAUGCUUAGACGGUCACCGGUUGGGCGACAGUGUUCAGUGGAUGUCAAUAAGCGAUGAAAGUAUAUAUAGCUAUAACCUUAGCCCUCUUUCUCUUCUAUAACCAAUCUUUUUCCUUUGUUUACACUUUUUACUUUGUUUGUUUCAAAUUGGAUAUACCAAAGGCGUUGGCGGGAUCACAACUUGUUUUUUGGAUAGCGAUAGCGAUGGGAGCUAGCUAGGAUGGAUGGAAUGACGAAAAUUGACUGCAGUGGUGGUUGUGUAUAAUAUGUUGACGGGCUCAAUGUGUCGGAUGAGAGAGCGGGAACUCGAACGACGGGGAGAUGUGGUUGGAUGACGAAUCAGACAAUCACAACAGUCACCGACAGACAGACAAGAGAAUAGAAUUCUCUGUUGUGUGAAUUGAACAAAGUGUCUGA
Molecule: messenger RNA, 2353 nt
Organism: Neurospora tetraspora
Lineage: Eukaryota; Fungi; Ascomycota; Sordariomycetes; Sordariales; Sordariaceae
Exons: 3
Coding region: 407-1945 (512 amino acids)
Source: RefSeq, a predicted model, not a curated record